This is a messenger RNA of Glossina fuscipes, 3250 nucleotides long. Its product is annotated as probable replication factor C subunit 1. The transcript is spliced from 2 exons. The record is from RefSeq and is a predicted model, not a curated record. The coding region runs from base 219 to 2879 and encodes 886 amino acids. Gene Ontology annotation, cellular component: nucleolus. NCBI's taxonomy places the organism in Eukaryota, Metazoa, Arthropoda, Insecta, Diptera, Glossinidae. Gene Ontology annotation, molecular function: nucleic acid binding; telomerase inhibitor activity. Gene Ontology annotation, biological process: regulation of ribosome biogenesis.
GAUUAUGUCGAUCUUACACGUGGAGCACUUUUUUUUUUUUAAUUUGUAUUUAUUGAGAGCUAAAGCAAUUCAAAUUGCGACUUAACAAAGUGAAUAAUCAGAAAAAUUUCUACAUUUCACGUUACUGGUGUGCAGGCCUCUCAAUUUGUAGGCUUUAUCUGUUCUUCUUUUAUAAACCAACAAAAAAAAGGAAGCAGAAUUGUUUAUUGUAGAUAAAUAUGUUGGCAGAACCACGUCAAAAAAGGGGCUAUAUUUUGACGCCACGGGCACAACCACUCUAUGAAGAUGCAAAUCGUUUCGGAAGUAGAAUGCUAGAGAAGAUGGGUUGGGCAAAGGGCAAAGGACUGGGUGUGAACGAAGAUGGCAUCCAGGAUUUCGUAAGGCCACGUUACAAACUUGACAACAGAGGUUUGGGCUUUCAAGAUCGCGAUGACCAAUGGACGCAGCAUGAAGAUUGCUUUAACGGUUUACUCAAAUCAUUAAAUGAUGGGAAUGCAAAUUGUGAAAAAAUGUCUGAAAGUGAUACAACUAGAAUUAAUCCUUUUCGAAGCAACAGAGAAAGCAUAGAAACGGCAACAGAUACCUCUAAGAAACUUAAAGAAAAAACUAGUGGCAUGUCAUUGGAGGAACGCUCAAGAAAAAGUAAGGCCCGAGUUCAUUAUAAAAAAUUUACUAAAGGCAAAGACCUCUCUCAAUAUAGCGAGAAAGAUUUGGCAAAUAUAUUUGGCAAAACGUUUACGGAAAAAAAAGAAGUUACCAACCAAGGGGAUAUAAAAACUUCGCCCGUUGCGUCAAAAGCGAUAACUUAUGAAACGAAUCCUUUUAAUACGAUGCCAAGCGAGGACAUUAUUGAAGAUAAUGUAAAUAAAGAAAAUAUGAAAAAAAAGAAAGUAAGGAAAGAUAGUGAUUGCCUUAUAAAUGAAAAAGAAAUCCUAAAAUUAAAGCAUCAAAGAAAACUAGUUAAUGAUAAUGUUGCGGAUAAGUCAGAGGCGUUCAAAGAACUAGCUGCACAAACUAGCACUUUAAUGACUGAUGAAGAUUCUUCCAAGCCUUCGUCAAAGAAAAAGUCUGUUAAACCAGUAUCUACAUCUAGUGAAAGAUCUUUAAUAAAGACUAGCGAUACAGAAGCAGAGAAUAGUAAUUUAACGAAAAUCGGCAUAGAAGCUGCCGCGACGGAUAUCACUAGAGUAGAGCGGAAGAAAACUGCCAUAGAAGUUCAGGAAGCGGACAAAGCUGUCAAAAAGAAAUCAAGUAAGCGGGAAGGUCAUGCCGUACACGAAGGAGUUGAAAAUAAUGCAGAUGCAAAAAAAGUUCAUGUAUUGAACGUUGUUGGGAACGAGCUAGAGGUGUUCAAACAAUUUGAUUCAAAAAGUUGCGCUUUGGCGGAUAGCGGAGAACCCUCAAAGACUUCGUCAAAGAAAAAGAUUGUUAAACCGUUAUCUAAGUCCAACGAUACAGAAACGGACGAUAGUAAUUCAGCGGAACUUAGCGUAGAAAAUGUUGUGGCACAUAUCACUGGAGAAAAAAAGAACAAAAGCGCCAUAGAAGUUCAGGAAUCGAACAAAGCUGUCAAAAAGAAGCCAAGUAAACAGAAAGUUCAUGUGGUCGACGAAGCAGUUGAAAUGCAUGCGUUAAGCGACCUUAGAGAUGAGUUAGAGGUUUUUAAACAAUUUGAUGCAGAAAAAAGCGCUUUAGCAACCGAUGCCGAUUCCUCACAGCCUUUGUCAAAGAAAAACCCUGUUAAAUCAGUAAUUAAAUCUAGUGAUACAGAAGCAGAUAGUGGUAAGUUAGCAAAAAUCAACAUUGAAGCUGUCCCGGCAGAAGCCAGUCGACUGAAACGGAAGGAAGCUGCCAUCGGGGGCCAGGGAAAAGACAAAGAUGUUAAAAAGAAGUCAAAUAAGCGGGAAAGUCAUGCCGUACACGAAACAUUUGAAAAUAAUGCAGAUACAAGAAAUUUUCAUGUAUUAGGCGAUGUUGGGCACGAGCUAGAGAUGUUCGAACAAUUAGUGUCAAAAAGUUGGGCUUUGGCGGAAAACACAGACUACUCAAAAGAAAAGAUUGUUAAACCGGCAUCGAAGUCCAACGAUACAGAAGCGGACGAUAGUAAUUUAACGAAAGUCGAUCUAGAAACUAUCCCGGCACCUGUUAAUAGAGUGAAACGGAAGGCCAAAGGAGUUCAGGAAUCGAAUAAAGCUGUUAAAAAAAAAGUUCGUGCGAUAGGCGAAGUAAUUGAAAAUAAUACAGAUACAGGAGAAGUUCCUGCAGUAAAUGAGGCUACUGUUGAUACCUGGACAUCUCCCACAGAAGAAGAAUAUAAUAAACCUAAAAACAAAGAAAAGAAUUCUAAGAAACAAAGAAAGCGACUUUUGGUGCAGAAUGAAGAAAAUGGAAAGGACUGUCCCUCCAAAAAACCUCAACAUCAAUCUGAAAGCGAAAUAAACCAUGAUAGUUUAAUUGUACAAAAUUGUGACGCUAACGCAGGCUUAGAUGAGCUUGAAAAGUUUAGUUUCAAGGAAUCAUCUCUUAACAGCAUAUGCAAAAAACAUGAGAAAUCCAAUAUGUACGAGAUUUCUUCAUUUUGUGCUGAAAAAUUCCGAAACGCUGAUUUACAAAAGUUUCCUGGGUCUUCUCUAUCACAAGUCGAAGGUUACUCGCUAAACGCGGACACUAUUUUGGACGUCCAAGAUAAGAAAAACGAUGAAGAGCGAAUAACAAAUCUGUGGAAGUGCACUCUUGAUAAAUACGAUCAAUUAGAGAAGCCAAAAAAAACUUACCAAAGUUAUGUUAAACAACUAAUACAAGCUAAAAAACAUAAACAAAAACGGCCAAAAUUGUACGUGAAAUCUUGGAAAAGGAAAAGUGCCUUUCAACCAAUCUGAUAACUAACAAUAAGCCAAAAAUUGUUUGCAUGUAGACCGUUUAAAAACACAAUAGAAUAAAUAUACAGAAAAUUAACAUUUUAAUAAAAUCUAUAUGUAAAGUUUGGUGCAACAGUUCUGGAAAGUGCUGAAAAUAAGAUUAAUAAUCACAAAGCUCCGUGAAAACUCGUAUUUCAGCCAUUUUGUAAAAAUUUGUAAGACUUGUACUGAACUGUCACGUCACUUUUAUGUAUGUGAACUGGGUAAGUUCUUGUACGUACUCUCUGCAUUGCAUCCUCACGAAAAUCUCUUAAAAUGCAUGCUACCAAUUGUUAAGCUAGAAAAGAUGGAAAAAUAAAAAAUUACAUUUCAAUUAAAAGCAAAGAAAAAAA